AUGCUUAUUUCUCAUGGUGCAAGUAUUACAAUUCCUUCUAGGUACUCUUUGACUCCUUUAAAUAAAACAGUGAAAAAUAAUUAUAAGGAAUUGGUCGAAUUACUUCAAAAGAAUCUUCCAAAGCCAAAUACAUAUAAAUUCUAUCAGACUCCUCUUCAAACAGCAAUUAAAAAGAAUGAUUUAGAAAUGGCAAAUUUUCUUAUUUCACUUGGCGCUGAUGUUAACGAAAUAUGUAGAUCUGAUGAUUCUACAGCUCUAAUAAAAGCUGUUGAAGGAGAUAAUAAAGAAAUUGUUGAAUAUCUUCUUUCACAAGGUGCUGAUGCUAAUAUAAAAAGUAAAUAUAAGACUACUCUUUCAGCUGCAGCAAGUAAAGAGAAUUUAGAAAUUAUUAAAAUUCUGGUUGAUCAUGGUGCUGACAUGAAUCAGAUAGGUCACGAAGCUCCUCUCCAUAUUGCUGCAAGAAUUGGCAAUGAUGUGUUAGUAGAUUUUUUAAUUUCACAUGGUGCAGAUGUUAAUGUAUUGGAUGAAAAUGGAGAAUUCUCCUCUUCAUGUAGCCAUCAUGAAUGA
Molecule: messenger RNA, 567 nt
Organism: Trichomonas vaginalis G3
Lineage: Eukaryota; Parabasalia; Trichomonadida; Trichomonadidae
Product: spectrin binding
Exons: 1
Coding region: 1-567 (188 amino acids)
Cellular component (GO): nucleus; cytoplasm
Molecular function (GO): protein binding
Source: RefSeq, a predicted model, not a curated record